GUGAACCAAUGAGUGGGGAGCAGCUCCACCGUGCUGUAAGCAGAAAUGAUCUAGACGAUGUUACUCGUAUUCUUCAAGGAAGGCAAGUUGUGGUAGAUACACUCAAUAAACUAGGACUUACAGCUUUGAUGGUUGCUUCACAAAAAGGAUAUACAAGUCUUGUACAGUUUUUGGUAGGAAAAGGAGCAGAUGUGAACAUGAAAAAUUCCAGUGGAAAAGACAGUUUAAUGAUAGCUUGUUUUGCUGGUCACUUGGAUAUUAUCCAGUAUCUCAGAUCCCAAGGAGCUUCCUGGCUAUCCAGGGAUUUCGGGGGAUGUACAGCUAUGCAUUGGGCUACUGAUGGAGGACACUGUAAUGUUAUUGAAUGGAUGAUCCAGGAUGGUUGUGAGGUUGACCCUAAAGACUCUGGCUUGGAAUGGACUCCACUGUUGAGAUUAUGUGCAUUAACAGGAAAAACAGAUGUAGCCACACUUUUAAUAAACGCUGGAGCUAAUGUGAACAUAAAAGAUAAGGAUGGCAAGACACCUUUGAUG
Python bivittatus (Burmese python) is the source of this 533-nucleotide messenger RNA. The record is from RefSeq and is a predicted model, not a curated record. Lineage: Eukaryota; Metazoa; Chordata; Lepidosauria; Squamata; Pythonidae.